UGGGUGGGUGUAAAAAUGGGAGGUGUGUGUACCGGCGGGACGAUGAAGCGGGGCACGGUGGCGGAAUACGGUGGCAGUGAAAACGGUAGUAGUUUUGGGUUUUCAGGAAAGCUGAAAUCUAUUAAAAGUUUUGGUACCCAUCAUAAGAAUAAUGAUUAUAAUGAUGAUGAUUAUGGUAAUGAUGAUAAUUAUAAUAAUGAAAGUGAUACAAAUAAUGAUGAGGAUGUGUAUCAUAGGAGGAUCACAUCUUAUGAUUCUGGUGAAUUGUUUUUUUCCAUUUCCAGAGAGUUGAAGCCAUCUACUCCUGCUAGAGUCACCAAGGUGCCACAUGUGAGCACAUUUCUUGGAAAAGCGGGUAGUGUAGGUCUUGAAGUUCUUGACACGUUGGGUAGCAGCAUGACGAAUUUGAAUGCGAAUAGUGGAUUUGUAUCUAAUAUGGCUUCCAGAGGAAAUAAAGUAUCCAUUUUAGCGUUUGAAGUAGCUAAUACGAUUGUCAAAGGGUCUAGUUUGAUGCAAUCUCUUUCUGAAGAAAGCAUCCAGAUUCUUAAAGAGGAGAUUUUACAUUCGGAAGGCGUACAACUUUUAGUUUCUACGGAUACAAAGGAAUUGUUACGUAUUGCAGCUUCUGACAAGAGGGAGGAACUUCAGGUUUUCUCCAGAGAGGUUGUUCGGUUUGGAGAUAUGUGCAAAGAUCCACAAUGGCAUAAUCUGGAUCGCUUUUUUUCUAGAUUGGACCUGGAUCCGCUAACAAAUAGUCAGCUUAGAGAAGACGCGGAAAUCACUAUGCAAGAGUUGACGAAUCUUGCUCAGUAUACUUCUGAGUUAUACCAUGAGUAUCAUGCUUUAGAUAGAUUUGAACAAGAUUACCGGCGUAAGCUUGAGGAAGUGGAAGCCUUGCAUCUUCCUAAAAAAGGCGAGAGUCUCUCAAUCCUACAUAGUGAUGUAAAGCAUCAAAGAAAGCUUGUGAGGAACUUGAAAAAGAAAUCUCUUUGGUCUAGAAGUUUGGAAGAGAUUGUGGAGAAGCUAGUAGAUGUUGUCACGUUCAUUCAUCAUGCAAUAGCGGAGGCUUUUGAAGAGAAUGUACCAAGUUCAAUGACGAAUGGCAAGGAGGCUCAGAAGAAGCCCGAGACGCUAGGUGCUGCGGGUCUUGCUUUACACUAUGCCAACUUAGUCACUCAGAUGGACAACAUUGCAUCACGUCCCAUAUCUUUGCCUCCUAAUAUGAGGGACAAUCUAUAUAAUGGUUUGCCAGCAAAUGUUAAGAUUGCAUUACGUUCUCGCUUACAAGCCCUCGACCCCAAAGAAGUGAUGACCAUGCCUCAAAUUAAGGCGGAAAUGGAAAAAACACUCCAGUGGCUCGUUCCAGUAGCUACUGAUACUACCAAAGCACAUCAAGGUUUUGGAUGGGUUGGUGAGUGGGCAAACACAGGUAAUGAGUUUGGGAAGAAGACAGCAGGGAGUAACAAUAUUAUUCGACUCCAGACACUUUAUCAUGCUGAUAAACAAAAGAUGGACCGAUACAUUCUUGAUUUGAUUAUUUGGCUUCACCGUUUAAUAAGUUUAGUUAGAUUUAGAGACAAGGUUCCAAAGUACAUUCCUGCUCGAUCUCCUCCUACCAAUGACGGUCUACUCGGGCAUUCAGAUCCGUCUAGAUUGAGAGCCAAUGGUAAACCACAAAGGGUCCAAAUCUCUUUGGAAGACAGAAAUCUUUUGGAGAAGGUAAUGAAACGGAGAAUGUUGGUUCCUGGAAUAAGCAAAAGUCAAGAAUUUGUUGUGGUCAAGAAGAAGAGGUCGAGUGUCUUUGCCUCUAGUCGAAGCAUGGGAAGCUCUCCCAAGAGGGAACCAGGAUACACAAACACCGACAUAUUAGAUGUUUUGGAUGGUUUAGGUACAGAUUUUUAAGAUGUUGCUACAUAUUCUUAAUGCUAAGGUUCUUUUGUUGAUUCGAAGUAUGGAAAAGCUUCCCAGGAACGGGAUCUGAUAUGUUGGUUGGAUUGAGUGCGACAGUUUAAGCAGAUGGUCAUUAUAUAUGUAUAUAUAUAUCUCAUAUAUAUGUCUCUUGUAUGAGGCGUGUGUAGUAGUUUAUAAGAGAUCAUGUUUAGUAUGUCUAAGUAUUUAUUCUAUAGAUACAUAUUUUUGUCCACAAAGAAUAUAAGAUUCAUUUUGUCCUGA
Erigeron canadensis is the source of this 2172-nucleotide messenger RNA. RefSeq names its product protein PSK SIMULATOR 2-like. The record is from RefSeq and is a predicted model, not a curated record. The coding region runs from base 16 to 1902 and encodes 628 amino acids. Gene Ontology annotation, biological process: positive regulation of growth. The transcript has 12 exons. Lineage: Eukaryota; Viridiplantae; Streptophyta; Magnoliopsida; Asterales; Asteraceae.